CAUCCGCCGCCUGCACUCCAGUCACAGCACCGACACGCGCACCCAGCUGGAGGAGACGCUGCAGCUGCGCACGGAGAGCCGCAGGGCAGCCUGCGAGGGGACAGCCUGCGAGGGGACAGCCUGCGAGGGGACAGCCUGCGAGGCACCAGCAUCUGCUCUGCGAUGAGUGAAGAGGCCGAGGGCCGCAGUUACUCCACCCUGUCCACGGUGCGGGAGAUCGAGACGCAGACCGAAGUCCCCGUGUCCCCACUGCUGUCCCCGUCCCUGGAGGGCAAAGAGGUGAAGGAGGAGGAGGAGGACGGUGGGGACAACCCCAUCAAGCAGGCAAUGACGCACUUUGUGCAGGAGAACGGCAUGCUGCAGGCACGGCCCAGCACCAACGGCAUCUACAUCAACGGGCGCGGGCACCUGGUGUGAGCGGGGACACGGGGCCGAGGGGGGGGGACAUCGACACGCCGCCGUCCCCUCCCUGCCACCCCGGCGUGGUGCCGCCGCGUCCCGUGCCCCAUCGUCACCCCUUGGUGCCGGCGUGAGGUUGGGGACGCGCGCUGUGUCGUGGGGACGGCAGUUCUGUCCCCAAAGGCGCCGCGUCUGGGACGUGUGCUGUGCGCUCUGAGCCCGUGUGUCACCUGGUGCUGGCACGAGGUUGGGGACAUGCGCCGUGCCGCCAGGAUGGGGCUCCGUCCCCAAACGCCGCCCUGGGUGCUGGUAGCGCCUCUGGGUCCCCACACAGCGCCCUCGCUGCCGGCACCGAGCUGGGGGCCGAGCCGUGCCCCAAGAAUGGACUCUUGUCUCCAAAUGCCACCUCUGCUGCUUGGGACGAUGCUGGGGACGUGCGCCGUGCAGCUGGACUCUGUCCCCAAAGUGCCACCUCUGCUGCAUGGCGCAGGACUGGGGACGUGCGCCGUGCCACCAGGAGGGGUCCUGUCCCCAAAUGCGCUGCAUCUGGGGCGCAUGCUGUGCCGCUGGGACUCUGUCCCCAGAUGCCACCCCUGCUGCUCGGUGCAGGGCUGAGGACGUGUGCCGUGACAUCAGGAUGGGGUUUUGUCCCCAAACGCCACCCGUGCUGCUGGUGUGAGGUUGGGGAUGUGCACUUUGCUGGGUUCCUGUCCCCAGAUGCCACCUCUGCUGCUUGGAACAGGGUUGGGGACACGCUCUGUGCCACCAGGAUGGGGUCCUGUCCCUCGGUGCCACUCUCUGCUUGGCAUCAGGCUGGUGAUACACGCUGUGCCACCAGGGCUCUGUCCCCAGAUGCCACCUGUGCCGCUUGGUGCAGGUUUGGGGACAUGCGCUGUGCCACCAGGAUGGGCUUCUGUCCCCGUGUGCCACCCCCGCUGCGUGGGACAAGGCUGGGGACGUGUGCCACGACCCGGGACUGAGCCCCGUCCCCAAACGCCACCUCUGUACACCACAGAACUGGGGACGUGCGCCGAGCCCCGUCCCCAAAUGCCA
Lagopus muta (rock ptarmigan) is the source of this 1452-nucleotide messenger RNA. Its product is annotated as nectin-4-like. The record is from RefSeq and is a predicted model, not a curated record. The transcript has 3 exons. Lineage: Eukaryota; Metazoa; Chordata; Aves; Galliformes; Phasianidae. The coding region runs from base 163 to 417 and encodes 84 amino acids.